AUGGCGGGUACUCUGCCUCCUCUCUUUGAGAUAUCUGACGACGAUCAUGGUGGAUAUGCGGCGGUCACAGUCUAUACUUUAUUGGCAUUGACAAUUGUUGUCGUUCUCACUCGUUUAUUCAGCCGGUGGUAUAUCGGACGAGUGAUACAUCUCGAUGACAUUCUACUGGCAGCUGCAACACUAUCGGGUCUCAUACAGAGUAUCAUAGUACAGCUGGCGAUUUCCAAUGGACUUGGUCGGAAACGUCCCACCAUUGACAAUCACCAUUUUAGAUUGUUUCUGAAGUACGAAUAUGUCGCACAAAUCCUCCUUAUCGUGACGAUAGCACUGAGCAAACUUUCAUCGGGGCUGCUUUUCAAGAGCACAUUGACAUCGCGGGGCUAUUUACGGUCAAACAUGGGAUUAAUAGGGGUCAUAACUGCAUGGGCUAUUGCAUCCAUCCUAGCAUUGGCUUUCCGAUGCUCUCUGCCUACGCCCUGGGAGUGGAAUCUGCCCGGCCAGUGCAUCAAUCAGGCCGCUCUUUUUCAGGCUAUCGCAGCAUUCAACAUCAUAACAGAUGUAGCCCUCGUGGUUCUGCCGUGCGUAUUGCUCCGAAAUGUGCAACUGUCCCGAUGGAAACGGUUCAGGAUUAUGGCACUUAUCGCUAGCAAGUUCGCGGUUUGUGCUGUGACAGGAGUCGAGAUCCACUAUACCCUCAACCUACUCGCAUCACCCGACCAUCUAUGGGCGAGCACCAACUCUACUGUUUGGGACCACUGCAGAGUCAUGAUGAACCUUAGUAUAAUCACAACCGCCCUCCCAUCCCUUGGACGACUGGUUGUCGAGCUUCAACCCAAUAUCUACGCAUUCACCAUUCACGACGACCCUGCCGACGCACAGGCUAAAAGCAACAAAUACAACAUCUCAUCCAUGAGAAAGUCAUACCCUACCCGGACAGAUCCACCUCUCAGCCCCGGUACAUCAGUGCAGGUAACAAGCGGAUGGCAAGAAACGUCCCGAGACGAUGCCGAAAGCAUGGAGGGCCUAGUCAGCCCACCCAAUGCAAUCCAACAAACAAUCCAUUUCGAGGUCCACUAA
Messenger RNA from Penicillium odoratum, 1077 nucleotides. RefSeq lists its product as uncharacterized. The transcript has 7 exons. Lineage: Eukaryota; Fungi; Ascomycota; Eurotiomycetes; Eurotiales; Aspergillaceae. The coding region runs from base 1 to 1077 and encodes 358 amino acids. The record is from RefSeq and is a predicted model, not a curated record.